This is a messenger RNA of Peniophora sp. CBMAI 1063, 1572 nucleotides long. NCBI's taxonomy places the organism in Eukaryota, Fungi, Basidiomycota, Agaricomycetes, Russulales, Peniophoraceae. The record is from the annotation of a GenBank genome assembly.
AUGAGCCAGGCUAUCUCUGCAGCUGAGCUCCCGGAGUAUGCGCCUAUGACGCUUGAGGACGUCGCGAAGGUGCGCGACGACCUUGGACGCGUCUUCGCGUCGGGCAAGACGCGGGACGUCGCCUGGAGAAAAGAACAGAUUCUGGGCUUGGUGUACAUGCUGAAGGAUAACAUUGACUUGUUCAACGCUGCACUCGCGAAGGAUCUUGGGCGCGCGCCGCUGGAAACUCACAUCCUGGAGGUUGCGCCCGUCCUGGGCGAUCUCCGUACACUGUAUGAUGGUGUUGCGAAAUGGAGCAAGACGGAAAGCAUGCCGUUCGACGUCGCAUGGACGGCGAUGCGCCCGCGUGUGAGGAAGGAGCCAAAGGGCUGCGUGCUCAUUAUAUCGCCUUUCAACUACGCUUUUAACCUCACUCUCGCACCCAUUGGUGGCGCGCUCGCAGCCGGAUGUACCGUCGCAUUCAAGCCGAGCGAGCUCACGCCUCAUCUGAGCGCGGUAUUCGCCAAGCUGUUCCCACUCUAUGUCGACCCGGAGGUUGUGCGCGUCGUGAACGGCGCGGUGCCGGAAACGACGCUAUUGCUGGAGAGCCAAUGGGAUCACAUCAUGUAUACUGGGUCCGGACGCGUCGCACGGAUCGUACUAUCCGCCGCGGCCAAAACGCUAUCGCCAGUGACGACAGAGCUCGGCGGUAAAUCGCCCGUAUUUGUUGAUUCGACCUGCGAUCUGAAGGUUGCGGCACGUCGCAUGCUCUGGGGCAAGUUCGCGAACGCAGGUCAGACGUGUAUCGCGCCGGACUACGCGCUGGUCCAGAAGGACUUCCAAGACAAAUUCGUGCAGGCGCUACUAGACGUGUGUAAGGAGUUCUACCCCGACGGAGCAGAGAAGAGCGAUUCCUUCUCGCGGAUUAUCACCGAGACGCAUACAAGCAGGCUGGGAAAGUUGAUUGAUGCCACCAAAGGCCAAAUUGUUUAUGGAGGCGCCGUCAACAUCGAGAAGCGCUUCGUUGAGCCGACCAUUGUCAAGGACGUACAGGGCGACGACGCGCUCAUGGCCGAGGAGCUCUUCGGUCCCAUACUUCCCAUCAUCCCCGUCUCUUCUGUAGACGCCGCGAUCGCAUACGUGAACGCGCACGAUCACCCACUGUCGCUCUACAUCUUCUCGCGCAACCAGUCCUACGUCGACCAUGUCACCUCUUCGACUCGCUCGGGUGCCGUUGUGACCAACGACACGAUGAUUCAUUGGGCCGCGCCUGGCGCGCCGUUCGGUGGUGUCGGACCGAGCGGAAGCGGCGCCUACAAGGGCAAACACACCUUCGACACCUUCACCCAUCAACGUACGGCGCUUGACUCGCCGUCAUGGCUCGACAUGGUGCUGAGUGGGCGUUAUCCACCGCUCAGCAAACGCAAGGCCGACACGAUGGACUUACUUACGCUUCCGAGCUUCCCUGGCAGGCCAAGCCAUCUGCGGGAAGGGAAACGCUCGUGGGGGCUGUUCAGCGCCUUUUAUUCUGCCGUGUCCAAAGUCACCUCCGCCGUCUUUGGUCGCUCGACGUACAGGGCCAAGCAGGCUUGA